This is a messenger RNA of Micropterus dolomieu (smallmouth bass), 1776 nucleotides long. RefSeq lists its product as uncharacterized. The record is from RefSeq and is a predicted model, not a curated record. The transcript is spliced from 4 exons. Bases 183 to 1649 code for a protein of 488 amino acids. NCBI's taxonomy places the organism in Eukaryota, Metazoa, Chordata, Actinopteri, Centrarchiformes, Centrarchidae.
UAUUAUCGUAUUGAUGUCACCUAGUUCUACAUUCCGUACACUGUGAAUUUGAGGUGCUUUUGUAGAUUCUUCAUCACUUGGUGUCUGAAAGCUCAGCUAUCCAGUCCCUCUGAAAAGACAGUUGUUCACUUGUUCACUGCGUUCAGCAAAAUUGUUUAUUCAAACCUGUUCAAAACUCAAACAUGGAAGCCCACAUCAUUUUUCAACAAGUCCAAAAGAUGAGACCAUCCUGCUUCUCUGUAGAAGAGCAAUGUUGCUACAAAGCAGAGAAAAUGAUGCUGAGGCAGUUUAUGCUCUUGAAGCAGCGGGGGCAAGUUCCACGUUAUUUAUCUGUCAGAGACAUGAAGACCUGGCUGUUGAGAGGAAGAAGCUUCCUGGAGGAGUUUCUGGAAACAAAUGAGAGUACUGGGGAAAGGGACCUGUUCAUGGCUGAAUUGGCCUGGACCACAGCGAGGCACUUCUGUCUCGCUCAGAUGGAAGAAGAGCUCCUGGAGGAACUGAACAAAGAAAAGCAGCUUUCACAGCUGUUGAGCAGGGAGGUCACACUGGAGGGCCUUGAGAUGUUUGUCUCAGUCGUCCACCCAGCAGCAGAGGAGGAUGUAAAAACCUUCCUUCCAUCUAUGUACGGCAAACUGCUAAGAAUUUUCGGAGGCAUUCAGAUCAACAGCGGUCCACUCUCUGAAGGGGACACAAAACCAGCAGAGCUCUUGGAGCUUGAACAGAGUGCUGCGUCCCUGGUGCCAGAGGUGGUGGACAUUGCUCUCAAGUUCCUCCUGGAGGAACCAGAGCUAAAAGACAAAUGUAAACUUGCCAGUGCUGAGAUUGGCAAACUUCUGACUAACUCAGCAGCUCCUUGCCUUUCUCAGUUUGGAUCUGUGUCAAGAACUGUUGUGCUUAGCGUCUGCACUAGAGCUGCCCGAUCCAUUGUGAAAGCCAUCUUUGAGAGGUUCGACCAGCGCUCCAAGUCCUUCCACCAGAUGGACUAUGAUGAGAGUGAUUUCUCUGCCGGAUACGGUGCCAUCAUUGCUAUCCAGGAAAUGGUCAAAGAAAAGUACCUUCGGCUCUUCGCCUCAGAGGAGCAGGAAGGGGCACUUCUUGAGAAGAGAGAGGUUUCUCCACAAGUGCAUGAAAAUAUGGCCACUGCUCCAAACGAUGUGACCGAGGACACAGUCUUGGUCAAAUCGGGAACCAGUGUGGCUGUGUUCGUGGCUGAUGAGCCGGAAGAACUGCAGCAGGAAGAUGUGAAGGAAUCGCACACAGAAGAAACCCUGGUUCAGGACACUGCCAUCCAGAACAUGGACCACGGAGUGCGAACAGAUACAUCCACCCACAGUCACGCUGGCCUCUGGAGUUCAGAGAGACUGGAGGACCAACUACUGGAGAAGCAGGAAACCUCCCAAGGAGUCCCCGGGGAUGAAGAGUUGGCCAUUAUGCAAUAUCAUUUGACUGAGGUAUCAUCGUCAGUCAAUCUGCAGGCCAAUGUGGCUGUCAACAUUAUCGAGGAGAUUCAAGUACUGCAGCGGGAAGAAGAAAAACAGAAAUCCCUUGUCCAGCACUGUGAUAUGAAGAGAAAGAAGGGAGUGCGUACCUUCUUCCGUGGUGUGUGGAAGAUGAUGACAUGCUGCUUUAGUGUAUCCACAAUGGACUAAAUCCAAUCCAUAUUCCAACAAAAAUUCAACUAAAAUCCCUUCAUCCCUACUCCCUUCACCCUGUUCCCCUCAUCCCCUCAUCCCUGCUCUCCCUGCUCUCCUCAUCCCUGCUCCCCUCAUCCCUGCU